Molecule: messenger RNA, 444 nt
Organism: Penicillium nucicola
Lineage: Eukaryota; Fungi; Ascomycota; Eurotiomycetes; Eurotiales; Aspergillaceae
Exons: 1
Coding region: 1-444 (147 amino acids)
Source: RefSeq, a predicted model, not a curated record
AUGCCUCCCCCCAGGACCUCCAAUGAAAGAUCUGCAAUAGUCUCGCCUGUCAAGUCCCCUGCAAAAAGCUUCAUUCUACCACCAGUGAGUAUAGAGCAAGUCCCUCUCGUUUCGGGUUGUGUCCCUGAGAAGUGCCAGUUCACCGUCCCCCCCGGCUGGACUUCGAUCCCAUCGAGCUCUGCCUAUUAUGAAGAAUGGAAUGGUGCCGACUCAGAAGGCCAAACAAUUGCUCGGUGCUAUGGUCUCCAGCCAGGACAGCCGGUGAUGGAGGAUUACGAAGCGUGGACAACAAUUUUCUUGUCUGGUAAUAAGUUCUAUCUUUGGGAGCGGAUGGGUGACGAAGUGUAUGAAAUUGUCUCUCAAGAGAUACGCGAGAUCGCUUAUGUGAUUUCCCGGUCAGAGCUUAGAGGGCUGGCCAGAAAGCCUCUUAUUCUAAUUCGGUAG